GUGCUUCGAAAUAUUAAUUCUUUUUGCAAGCUUUCAGUCGAUAUACUUGUUAUUGAGCUCUGCAAUCGGAAAAUCAUUAUGUUGAAUUAUAAUUUUGUCUACUACUAGGUUAUCUUGUUGCAUUUUCACUGGAUUUUGAAAAUAUACUGCUUGAUUUCGUCGGCAUUAUGAACAAUAUACUGGAAAUCUUGACCUUGACACAAUUGAGAUGCAUAUCAUCCUUAUAUGGUAGAGAUUUUACUUCACUUUUGUGUGGUUCAUAUGGAGCAGACUCGGAAGGUGUUCUAUCAAAUGUUUGAUUAAUCUUUUCUUUUCUAAGAUGAAUUUGGUCUAACCGAAUUCAUUACCGUUUUCGAAUUUAAAAUCGGUUGCGGAAUGAAUUCGGUUAUGGCCAAUUCGAAAUUGAAAACAGUACAUUGUUAGGAAGAUAAUACCGUUCUCGAAAGCUUUGACAACAUCCUCCCCAACUGCUGCCCAAUUCUUUUUAAAAAAUUUCACUGUGUAACCAUCUGGGUUCGGAACUUUUCCUUCCUUCAUACAGAACACAAUUUGCUUGAUUUAUUCAUAUGAGUAAACAAGGACUAAGGUGGGGAAACUUCUUUUUGUUUUCAAGCCAGAAAGGCUACAAUCAAAAUAAUUAUGUGUUUAAAUGUUUGUAAAUUUUUGUAUUUAAUUUUGUUUUACUCCGCAAGGAAGGCAAAAACUACAAUUCAAUGCUGAGCAUGCUCCAUCUCGAAAGGGUACAUAUUAUGUGCAUAAUACUAUGGAUUUUUCUAUUUGUGAUGCUAAUUACAUUGUUAGGAAGAUAAUACUUGAGAUUUAGUUAGUAUUUAAGUUUGUCUUAUGUGAGUUCUAUUUUUGGCCGAUAUGUCACUCUUAUUUUAAAGCCAAUGUAUUAUGCUUGUGAUAUGUAUGUUUCAUUCGGAUGCUUAUUUCCGUAUUUUGGUUGAUAGCCUUGAAGCAAAGCAAACCACUACAUGGAUUUCUUGUAGAAGACUUUUAUUCAAAGAAAGUCUAGGAUCUAUGAGUUCUUGUUAUGUAUGCAUGUUUUUUAUUUAGUUAAAGCACUCAUAUUAAUACAAUGGAGACUUUAAGUUCCUCUUGAGAUGCUGUUUAAAGGAUCAUAUUCCCUUAUUAGCAUCAAAUACCAGAAAUUCUUAACUUCUUAAAUUCAAUGAGUGCCACAGUGCACUUGUCUAGAUUGGAAGUAGUUUAGUUUCCUUUUGUUCUCAAUGAUUCCGUUGAACCUGUCUCCUUCUUCUAUAGUAUAAGAAUAACAGUAUAGGAAUGAUAAUUUAUUAGGUCUAUCCCCUUUCUCUAUAGUACAAGAGUAGUUAUAAAAUGUUGCCAUCAAAUCACCAAAAAAAGUUAAACAUUGGGACUAAAAUAACAUUUUGUUUGCAUAAAUAUUGACAAUUAAGGGUAAAGUAUGUAUCAAAUGUAGUUUGAUGGUGCGUGUUGCAAUUACAGUAAAGCGAAACGCAUAAAGUCGCCAACGUUUCUUCUUUUAUCUUUCAUUCUCUCCCUCCAAGCCCCUCGUCCUGUUACUUUCCCUCCGUUGCCGUCUUCAGCUCUUCCUUCGCCGCCGUAGCCGCAUCGUUCCUCCCACCGCUACGCUACUCUCUGGCUCCUUAACACGGUUGGUUUUACCUACGAAGAAGAAGGGGCAAGACCUACGAAGAAGAAGAAGAAGAAGAAGAAAGUAAAAGGGAGUUGGGAAGAUGAGAGGAGUUCAAUUGUCAUUGAACAAGACCCAGAAGCUUAGACUGGAAACAGCACUUGAGAAGUUGGAAUCCCUUUCCUCCACCACCAGCAACAAUUCCAAUGCCUCCGUCAUAGUCGCCGACACCAUUCCCAUCAAUUACGAAGACGGCGUUCUCAAAGGGCAUGGGACGUCGGAGAUGGAUGGCCGGGUGGUGGCAACCAUCUGCGGAGUGGUUGAGCGCGUGAAUAAGCUUGUCUAUGUUCGUGCUCUCAGGGCAAGGUACAAGCCUGAGAUAGGUGAUAUUAUUGUUGGCCGAGUUAUCGAGGUGGCUCCUAAGCGUUGGAGAUUGGAGAUCAAUUUCAGCCAAGACGCAGUAUUGAUGCUUUCUUCAAUGAACUUGCCUGAUGGCAUCCAGAGGCGCCGAACUGCUCUCGAUGAACUCAACAUGCGCAGUAUAUUUGAAGAGAAUGACAUUGUUUGUGCUGAAGUCCGUGGUUUCCAGCAUGAUGGAAGUCUGUACCUACAAGCAAGAAGUCAGAAGUAUAGAAAGCUUGAUAGAGGUCAAUUACUGAGAAUCUCCCCUUAUUUGGUGAAGAGGCGUAAACAACAUUUCCACCACCUAGACCAGUAUGGAGUUGACUUGAUACUUGGCUGUAAUGGAUUCAUAUGGGUUGGUGAACAUGUUGAAGCCAAAGAUGACAUGGUAGUGGAUCAAAUGAUCAAAUCCGAGCAAGAAAAUGCCAGUUUAAGUGGUUCAGUCAGUUCCCGUGAACAAGAACAAAGUCACACAUCAGUAGAGAUUAGGCAACAUAUAUGUAGAAUAGCGAAUGCAGUCAGAGUACUAUCCACUCUAGGUUUCAUGGUUACUGUGGAAUUGAUAACUGAGUUAGUUGAUUUGAGCAUCUCGCAUAAUCUUGAUAUACAUGAGAUGCUUGGGGCAGAAUUUUACGUCAUUGUUGCUGAGAAAGAAGCUGAACGUCGAAGCCUGGCAACUAAAAAGAGAUGAAAUCCUGACCCUGUAGUUUAAUAUUAGUGUCUGAUUUAUAAAUGCCUAUAACUGGUGGCAAAAGCCAUCUCUCCAAAGAGAGAGAGAUAGAGAAAAGAGAUUCAGUUUGUUGCAGUCAUCUUUGCUUAUAACUAAAUUUAAAUGUGUUCUCUGUUGAGAUAUUUUUGAACCAUUGACAGAUUUGUUAGCGUCAAAUUACUAAGGCAAUGAAGACUAGUUUCUUUGAUAA
Coffea eugenioides is the source of this 2940-nucleotide messenger RNA. Its product is annotated as exosome complex component RRP4 homolog. The record is from RefSeq and is a predicted model, not a curated record. The transcript is spliced from 8 exons. Bases 1722 to 2711 code for a protein of 329 amino acids. Gene Ontology annotation, molecular function: RNA binding. Gene Ontology annotation, cellular component: cytoplasmic exosome (RNase complex); nuclear exosome (RNase complex). NCBI's taxonomy places the organism in Eukaryota, Viridiplantae, Streptophyta, Magnoliopsida, Gentianales, Rubiaceae. Gene Ontology annotation, biological process: TRAMP-dependent tRNA surveillance pathway; U4 snRNA 3'-end processing; poly(A)-dependent snoRNA 3'-end processing.